AUGGCGUCCAACCAGUCAUCCAGCUCUCCAAACAAUAAUCGUAAUUCUGUCAAUUCGCUAGGUGGAGAUGCCACUGCUCCUGCGGAACUCUCUGCGGUUGUUGACGAGCUUCUGAACUCCUUGUCGAACAAGUUUGCGGGUGUUUCGAGUGAGAUCUUUGCAAAGAUGGACGAGAUGUCGAGACGAUUGGAUAACCUCGAAGCUACUCUGCAAAGCAAUAAUGAAGGGCGUGAUGGAAAGUCCAGUCCAACAAAGUGA
Cadophora gregata is the source of this 258-nucleotide messenger RNA. RefSeq lists its product as uncharacterized. The coding region runs from base 1 to 258 and encodes 85 amino acids. Gene Ontology annotation, cellular component: nucleus; cytosol. The record is from RefSeq and is a predicted model, not a curated record. NCBI's taxonomy places the organism in Eukaryota, Fungi, Ascomycota, Leotiomycetes, Helotiales, Ploettnerulaceae. The transcript has 3 exons. Gene Ontology annotation, molecular function: transcription corepressor activity. Gene Ontology annotation, biological process: cellular heat acclimation.